AGUCUAAUUAUUUUCUUCCACUUUCUCGAUCUUUGAGAUUUCUUUCAAAGGAAGAAAAAAAAAAACUCACGAUGUCCGCCGAAUCAGCUAGCCAAAUUCCUAAGGGACAGGUUGAUCUACUAGAUUUUAUUGACUGGUCUGGUGUUGAAUGCCUUAACCAAAGCUCAAGUCACUCUUUGCCCAAUGCUCUCAAGCAGGGUUAUAGAGAAGAUGAAGGUUUAAACUUAGAGAGUGAUGCUGAUGAACAACUUCUGAUCUAUAUUCCUUUUAACCAAGUUAUCAAACUACAUUCCUUUGCUAUCAAAGGCCCUGAAGAGGAAGGUCCUAAAACUGUAAAGUUUUUCUCAAACAAAGAGCACAUGUGCUUCAGCAAUGUCAAUGAUUUUCCUCCAAGCGACACCGCUGAACUAACUGAAGAAAACCUUAAGGGAAAACCGGUGGUCCUUAAAUACGUUAAGUUUCAGAAUGUUCGUAGCUUGACGAUCUUCAUCGAAGACAACCAAUCAGGUUCUGAGGUCACCAAGGUUCAGAAGAUUGCUCUCUAUGGCUCAACGGUGGAGACGACUGAUAUGAAGGGAUUGAAAAAGAUUGAAGAUCACUGAGCAAACAAAAGUGUUUUAAUCAUAUGAUCAUUUAUCACUUUGAUUUCUAGUGUUCUAUUGUGUUUUAUCGUUCGUUUUGCACUUACUUAAAGUUCUUGAAUUAAAAUAGACCAGAACUUGUGAU
Arabidopsis arenosa is the source of this 726-nucleotide messenger RNA. Lineage: Eukaryota; Viridiplantae; Streptophyta; Magnoliopsida; Brassicales; Brassicaceae. The record is from the annotation of a GenBank genome assembly.